This is a messenger RNA of Actinia tenebrosa (Australian red waratah sea anemone), 757 nucleotides long. RefSeq lists its product as uncharacterized. NCBI's taxonomy places the organism in Eukaryota, Metazoa, Cnidaria, Anthozoa, Actiniaria, Actiniidae. The record is from RefSeq and is a predicted model, not a curated record.
CGACCAAUCGCUCGUAAGAGAAUCGGUAAAUUCUAUUCUGGUCUAGCGACAAAUUAUGCAGUUGUGAUUGGAGCUAAACCUGGUGAUCGUCGGUACUUCAGAGGACGUGUUGCCUGUAUGCAAGUAUUUGGCAGAGCGUUGUCAGCUGCUGAAAUCAGAAUGCGAAUGAAGACAUGCUUYAGACCAGUACCUCCGGUACCACCUAAACCAACGCGUCCUCCACCCACAGCGUCACCCAAAGUAUGCAAUCGCCGUAUCGACCUUGGUUUCCUUAUUGACGUUUCUUCACGAGUUGGUCGUACCAAUAUAAAAUACAUUCGUCUCUACGUUAAAGAGAUGGUUCGACGGUUUAGAGUUACCUCGCGUCUAACUCGUGUCGGAAUUGUCACCUAUUCUUCCCGUCAGCGAAGAAUCAUCAGGCUAACCCGUGCGAGAUCRAACCGAGAUGUUAACAGAGCUCUUGGACGAAUCCAAAUCAGACGAGGCCGAAGACGAACUGGAAGUGGUUUGCGCUAUGCCAAAAGAUACUUGUUUGAAGGAAAACCCAAAUGUGGUAGAAAGAGAGUCCUUAUUGUACUUACGACUGGAGCAUCUGCAGAUGGAGUCAGACGACCAGCGAAAUCCUUGGAAAACAUCGGUGUUGAGAUCUUUGUCGUGGUGCCUAACAAAGGUGGACGAAAACAAAUGCACCAGAUUGCCACUUCAAGACUUCACGUGGUUACGAUGGCCUAUGCACGACUGAUCAAUAUUGUGGCUC